Molecule: messenger RNA, 5419 nt
Organism: Cyprinus carpio (common carp)
Lineage: Eukaryota; Metazoa; Chordata; Actinopteri; Cypriniformes; Cyprinidae
Product: protocadherin gamma-C5-like
Exons: 5
Coding region: 841-3738 (965 amino acids)
Biological process (GO): homophilic cell-cell adhesion
Cellular component (GO): plasma membrane
Molecular function (GO): calcium ion binding
Source: RefSeq, a predicted model, not a curated record
AUUUCAGCACCACGCAUUUGGACAGCGGGUAGCAUCUGCGGGCUGCAGUUUUGUUUUUUGUUUUUGUUUGUUUUUUUUUUUUAAUUGAACGAAAAUUUAAUGUUUAUUGUCUAUUUUGACAUACAUAUAUCAAAACUAUCUAACAUAAAUAAAUGCUGGACUAAAUGGCUACAGGGCAAAAGUAUUAAUACUACAUGCCAACUGGCCCCUUUAACAGACUCAUGACGCAUUUCCACAAUAAUUUACGUUUUAAAUGUUGCCAAGUUUUUAAAUAUGCAUUUUCAUUAUUUAAAUAAAAAACAUACUUAUUAUAUGCGUUUGUAUUAUUAACCCUGUACUAAUUAAUAAUAAUAAUAAUAAUAAUUAGGUUAUGAGAACAACCAAAUAAAUUACACUUGCCCAUUCUUUAUGCUCACAAAAAAUGCUCAUACCUUGUUACUUUAAAGACGUUUUGCUUACAAAAAUAUUUGCCCGUGUAAUAAUCUAUAAGCAUGGGUCUGAAAUAUUUUGAAACACAAUUCUCCACUAGAUGCCGUAACAUUCACAACAGAGGGCAGGUUAUGCCUUUAAGAAACAGCAAAGCAUCUAUUGGAUGAGAGAGCCUUGAGCUUAGUACCAAUCGUGCUUCUGACCGUACAAAGGGAUCUACUCCCUCCCCCAGCCAGACGAGGAGUACAAUGAUGAGAGCUGUAGAGCGAGAGGAAACAUGAACGCUUUAUGAGGCUGAUCACCACAACGAGGAAGGGCUGAGUAGUACAUUUUAAAAUGAAGAAUAUCAUUCUGUUUUCUGUGGAUAUAAAUUGACGAUCUGUUGAUGGGUAUGUCAAGUGCAACAGAGAAAUGAGGCACAGGAGGAUCGGAGGGUGGAAAUGGGCAGCGCUUUUGCUGUUCGCUUUCUCUCUGUUGUGGAAUACAGCUGGAGCUCAGAUUCGCUACACAAUACCUGAAGAGUUAAAGGAAGGAUCUAUCGUUGGGAAUAUCGCGAAGGAUCUUGGUUUUGACAUCUCAGAUAUCGCCGAGCGUAAGUUACGAAUAGCAUCUGAGUCGAAUAGACAGUAUUUUAGUGUGGAUUCAGGGAAGGGUGAUCUGGUAGUUAAUGGCAGAAUAGACAGAGAGGCGCUCUGUGGACAAAGCGCCAAUUGUCUAAUGCCACUGCAGAUAGUUAUUGAGAAUCCGUUACAGUUACAUAGCGUAGAGAUCGAAAUACAAGACAUUAAUGAUAAUGCACCAAAUUUCCAUAAUAAAGAUGCCACAUUAAAAAUACCUGAACUGAUUGCUCCAGGGGCACGAUUUACCCUUGAAAGUGCUCAGGACCUCGAUGUUGGCAGCAACAGCUUAAAGACUUACUCACUUAGCAGUAACGCUUUUUUCCGUCUUAAUGUAAAAACUCUAAAAGAUGGAAGAGUAGUACCAGAACUUGUGAUUGAAAAAAAUUUAGACAGGGAGAAACAGUCUAUACAUAAGCUUAUUUUAACAGCCCUGGAUGGCGGUAAUCCAGUCAAGUCUGGCACGUCUGCAUUGCAAGUAAUUGUCCAAGACAUCAACGACAACGAACCAAAAUUUGCAGUUGCUGCAUACAAAGCAUCUGUUCUGGAAAGUGCCGUUUCUGGUUCAAGUGUGAUCAAAGUAAACGCGACCGAUUUAGAUGAAGGUCCAAAUGGUGAAAUACAGUAUUUAUUUAGUGCGCAUACGCCUGAACUUGUAAGAAAUGUUUUUAGUGUGAACGCUGAAACCGGUGAAAUCACAGUUAUUGGAAAGCUAGAUUUCGAGACUAAACAAACGUACACAUUUGAUGUGUGUGCUAAGGACAAAGGGAAUCCGGAGCUCGAGGGACAGUCGUCGGUUCAAAUAGAUAUCAUAGAUGAGAAUGACAAUCCUCCAGAGAUUAUACUGACAUCUUUACCUAGCCCUGUGCCUGAAAAUGCAACAGUGGGAACUGUGGUGGCUCUGAUUACCGUCAAAGACUUGGACUCAGGUAUUAACGGUAAAAUCGAUCUAACUGUCUCUCCGGAUGUUCCUUUUAAAUUAAAACCUUUUCAUAAUCAUUAUUCACUAAUAACUGACUCAUUAUUAGACCGCGAGGUUCAUUCUGAAUAUAAUGUAGAAAUACUGGCUAUGGACUCUGGUGUUCCACCCUUAAAAACUGUGAAGACGCUAAAUGUUAAAGUACUUGACGUGAAUGACAACCCUCCAGUGUUCUCACAGUCCUCAUAUAAUGUUUACAUAAACGAAAAUAAUCCAGCAGGCGCAUCACUGUUUUCAUCAAAAGCGUAUGAUAGUGACGAGGAUAAAAACGCUCUACUUACUUAUUUAAUUCUGGACUCAAAUUCUAAUCACGUGCCAGCAUCCUCUUAUUUUUAUAUUAAUUCUGAAAACGGAACUAUUUACUGCAUGAGCUCCUUUGAUUAUGAAAACGUAAAACUGUUCAGUGUUAUAGUGCAGGCUAAAGAUCAUGGCUCUCCAUCUCUGAGCAGCAACGCCACAGUCCAUGUGUUUAUUUCGGACGAGAACGAUAAUGCACCUGUUGUCAUUUACCCGUCCACAUCCAUGGGGUCUGUCUCUCAUCAGAGGAUGCCCCGUUCUGCUAAAGCAGGACAUCUCGUUACUAAGGUAACAGCAGUGGACGCGGACUCGGGUCAUAACGCCUGGCUGUUCUACAGGCUCGCGGAGGCCACGGACGCGUCUCUGUUCAGUGUCAAUUUACAUACGGGAGAGGUGAGGACUAAACGCGCUGUUUCAGAGCACGAUGACUCCUCUCAGAGACUGCUGAUAGAAAUAAAGGAUAAUGGAGAACCGAUCCAGUCUACCACAGUCACAGUGGAUAUACUGAUAGAAGACGGCUUCCAUGAGCCCAUCUCAGACUAUAGAGAGAAAACCAUCGAGCCCAACAAGAAAACUGGCAAAAUUACUUUAUAUCUGAUCAUCUCUGUGGCUUCCGUGUCCUUGUUGUGUCUUUUGACAUUUUUCAUCUUACUGGUGAAAUGUGCACGAAGCAGUAGAAGCUGCUGUAUCAGGAGGACAAACUCUGAAUACAAGAACCCCAACAGAAACCUGCAGAUCCAGCUCAACACUGACGGGCCUAUUAAGUAUGUGGAGGUUCUGGGAGGAGACAUGAUGUCUCAGAGUCAGUCCUUUGGCUCCUAUCUCUCUCCAAUGUCAGAAUUCAGUGAUCUCACUCUCGUUAAACCCAGCAGCACCACAAACUUUACAGACACGCUAAACGUGCUCGAUGCGUCAUUUCCAGACAGCGCGUGGACGUUUGAGAGCCAACAGCAAAAUCCACCCAAUGCUGACUGGCGAUUUCCCCCAAACCAGAGGCCUGGACCCAGCGGCCAACACAGGUUCCACACCCUGCAGCAGAGAUGGACUCCAUACGAGAAGUCCAGGGCUGGAGCUCGUCCUGAUGAGGCAGGUGCCGGCGCUGGUGUGAUCGCAGGAACAGGACCGUGGCCCAACCCCCCUACCGAAGCUGAACAGCUCCAGGCUCUGAUGGCGGCAGCGAACGAGGCAAGUGAAGCCACUGCAACUCUCGGCCCUCGCUACAAUCCACAGUACGGCCCAGACUACCGCCAGAACGUCUACAUCCCUGGAAGCACCGCCACCCUUACGGCCAACCCUCAGCAGCAGGUACCCCAGCAGGCCCUUCCCCCUCCCCAAGCCCUUCCUCCCGUCGAAGCCCCCAAGGCAGCUCAGACGCCUGCCAGCAAGAAGAAGUCAACUAAGAAAGACAAGAAGUAAGACAAAAGCGUGGAAGCACUAUCAAAGCUGCAGAAAUAUGUUGCGAGGAUCUGAGCAUCUCCCCUCAAAAAAAAAAAAAAAAAAAAAAAAAAAGGAGUACACAGGUUUGGUUAAAGAAUAAACAAUCUUUAGAUUUAAUGUUGUUUUCUGUGAGGUUUUUAUUUGCUUGUUUUAGAUUUCCCCAUUUUUAUUUAUUUUAUUUUGAAUUGUAUUACAAUAUCUUACUCAAUAACCCCCAAAAUCAAGCAAUUCCUGUUUCGCUGUCUCUGAAAUAGAAAGAAUGACAGAACAAGAGGAGAUGUGUUCAGAUUCCUGGAGCUCUUUCUCUAACAGAUAACUCUGUCCUGUAAAUAGCAUUACUAAAACAAGAAGAAAAUAUACAUUUCUUCUUUUAUUUUAUUUUUUUCAAAUGUCAUGUUUUAGCCUUCUUUUUGUGUGUGUGUGUGUUUUUUUUUUUUUCAAUGCAAAGUAGAUGCUUCUUGUGGUUACAAAAUAAAACGCUGGUAGGCUUUUUAACAAUGUGCCACAACUCUCACCUUGACUGAAUUGAAGAUUUUUGAGCUGAACUAUGCAGUGAAAAGGGGAUACUGAGGAAAAAGAGGGCACAAGAAAGUAUAUUUAACUAGUUUUCGGAGUAAGAGGAUACAUUUAUGUUUGGUGUGACACUGUUGGCAUGGUAUUUUAAAAUAGAUUCAGUCUUCAUUAACUUCUUAAUAGCCAGUUAAGCAGAGCCGAAUGUUAGGUUUACAACAUUUAACUAUUCUUUGCAUUUAUUUCCUGUUAGCUUGGUAUAUAACUUGGGAAUCCUAGAACUGCAAGUAAUGUUAUGGCUCAGAAAAGAUCAUCUCAAGCCUUUGUAAGGUCAAGAUCAGAGAAAGAUUUAUGUCAAAGUGAAUGCACUAAGAGUAAAAUUUGAAAAAUUGAAGUGAACCAAAAAGAAAGAAACAAAUAAUGAACGUGGAAAGACUAAUGACUAAUUUAAGUGCAACACUGUACUUGAAUGGAUCUUAGAUGGAAGGAUUCUGUCCAUUGAUCUGCACCAACCACCACAGUGUAUAUAAAAUGUGUAAACCUGUCUGUACAAACAUUAGAGCCACAAGGGCUGGCUGUUACAGGAAUGUUUCAGUAUUUUCUUCUUUUUUUUUAAUAAAAGCAACAAAAAAGAUGAUAGAAAAAAGAUCAAGUGUAGUGUUGUAGGAAGAAAAGCUUCAAGAUCAUUAACUAACCAAACUGUACAUACUACAACUUCUGAAAACACGCAAUCGUAGCUUAAGGCUUGUGGAGUAUGUGCAUAUUUUUGUGUUUUUCCCCCUUUUGAACUAUCCUUUUCUCCAGUCACCUAAAACUUUGAAAGAUAACAGAUUAUACUUACUGUCUUUAGAGUACCACCCCUCCCUACAUCUUACUGUACUUUUCUGUGCUUGUAAUUCCAAUCAGUCGUUAAUGAUACUGGAAUGCCACUUCUGUCUGUUUGACUAUGAAUAUCUAUCUAUAUAUAUAUAAAUGUCUGUCUGCUGCUUGGCUACCUUUCUGUAUUUGGCUGUGACUCCUUUAAAGAAAUGCUUAGCACCUCAUGUUACCCUUUUUAUUUUGUAAGCUAAUAUUUAUAUUGCUGUUGAUUUAUGUUUUACUUUAUUAUUGGAACACUUACAUUUGAAAUAAAAUUUUGUCAGAACUCACA